Saccostrea cuccullata (small rock oyster) is the source of this 1095-nucleotide messenger RNA. RefSeq lists its product as uncharacterized. The record is from RefSeq and is a predicted model, not a curated record. Bases 1 to 984 code for a protein of 327 amino acids. NCBI's taxonomy places the organism in Eukaryota, Metazoa, Mollusca, Bivalvia, Ostreida, Ostreidae. The transcript has 4 exons.
AUGAGAUACUGGAUGGAUGUGCACAAUAGAGAUGCAAACAACAAAACCGACUUUUAUCAUGACAACUGUUCACACGUGACCUAUUUGGAAUGGGACGACUCUACUAGGUCUUCCUACGUGGUGGAUCAUCCUUGCGUUUUAUUUGACGUUUACUGGGUACCAUUUGGAACUAAUGUACACAAGUAUUGGCUGGGUAUGCCCUGUAACACGGAACAUGACUUCGUGUGCAUGAAGUUAAUGGACGAGCUACCGUGUAUCCACUCUUGCAAUGAGUCGGUAUAUCUUGCCCCGAAGUCUGAUGUUGAGUGCGAGGCUUACUGUGGGCAACUCCUCGGGUGUCGACACCGGUUUUUGACUCUGGACGAUUUUACCGUCUGCCACAUCAUAAGGUCAUCAUUUAUCAACGACGACCCCUUCUACAAUAUCUGCUACCUCCAGGACUUGUAUAGUUAUAACGUACGAUACUGUGACCCACCAGGUUCUUACAAUAUGUCCUACACGCCCAAUAAAGAGCCAAACGUCACGGAUCUAUGUGCAGAGCCAGAAACAACAACGGAAGUUAUACAAACAACAACGGAAGUACUGACAACAUUAGCAACAACAGAAGGGACAACUGCAAAAGUGUCUUGUGAAUGUCCUUGUUCUGUAACAGUGAACAUAACAGACUCAAAUUUAACAUUGGCGGAAAAAGUGGAGCAACUAAAGAAAGAGUUAACCGUUAAUAAAAGGAACACUUCUGCACACAGACGAAGCAAAAUCAGCAUGGCGGAUCAUAGAGUUUCUGCAACAAGCAUAGGAUCAUUAGGGGUGGUUAUUCUCUCGGUAGUUUUAGGUUCUAUCUGUAUGUUGGAUCUAACUAGAGUGAGGUGUGACAAAAUUAAAAGGAACUGUAGUAAAAGCAAAAGUAAAAGGAUUGGUGACAGUAAGGAAGUAUUGCCAAAUAUUAAGCUCAUAAAAUUAGAGACUAAAUCCACACCUAGCUGAACCAAAGUCUAAAUAUAGACGCACAGAUAUUUUUCUGUUACGGUUGUACUCCUUGUGGAAGUUUGUGCAAGUCCCUUUUGUAUAAAUAUACAAAAUAUACCAUUUGUUGAU